AUGGCUUUGUGUGCAGCAGCAAAUCAAGCAACCUGGUUAAAAAGACUUCUCAUGGACUUAGGGAUCACUACUCAAGUUGGAGUACCAAUCUAUAGUGACAGUCAGUCGGCUAUUGCCAUUGGAAGAAAUCCCGUUCAACAUAGGAGAACCAAACACAUACAAAUAAAGUAUCAUGUUGUUAGAGAUUAUGAGAAGAGUGGUGAGAUUCAACUGAUGUAUCGCAAAGGGGAAGAUCAAGUGGCUGAUGUUUUCACUAAGGCAUUGGGAGGACAAAGCUUCGACAAGCUUCACAAUAAGCUUGGAGUUGUAACUGGGUCUGAGAUUUUAGAUGUCCAAGGUUUCCAAGAUCUUCAUUCACAGGAGCAUUUAGUGAAUUGUAUCUUUGCGGAAUACCUGGACAGUGCUGUGAACUUCAAACCAAAGAACCGAUUGGUGAGGAAAACAUAUAUGAAUAUGCUCAUCUGUCUCGUUGAGACGCUGAACAAGCCUCCACAUAGCUUAUCUGCAACUGCGCUAAGCAUCGCUCGGGACGAGUUGAUUGAUCUUACAAAUGCAGGCUUCAAGCUAGACGGAUUGAAGGAAAAUCUUGAUGAGGUUUCCUUGGCGAGGAAGAAAGAAAAUGCGGAUUGUUUUCGAUUCAAACAUCAAGGAUCUCACAAUUGA
Molecule: messenger RNA, 663 nt
Organism: Eutrema salsugineum
Lineage: Eukaryota; Viridiplantae; Streptophyta; Magnoliopsida; Brassicales; Brassicaceae
Product: MATH domain and coiled-coil domain-containing protein At2g42465-like
Exons: 3
Coding region: 1-663 (220 amino acids)
Source: RefSeq, a predicted model, not a curated record